Molecule: messenger RNA, 696 nt
Organism: Tetrahymena thermophila SB210
Lineage: Eukaryota; Ciliophora; Oligohymenophorea; Hymenostomatida; Tetrahymenidae
Product: transmembrane protein, putative
Exons: 1
Source: RefSeq, a predicted model, not a curated record
AUGAAGAGAAUAUAACAAAAUAAUUAACUUUUAAAUUUAUUUUAACAAGAUCUACUCUAAAAAUUUAUUGUCUUCUAAACAUAUGACAUAGUGAAGCUCUAUGACAGAGGAUUGUUACUGUCUAUUAUUUUGCUAAUAAUUAAGCAUUCUCUGUAUUUUUCAUUCUCAAUUCCAACCUCAAUACGAUAACAUAAAUCAAAUAUUCACUACCUUAACCGAUUAGAAUAUAACAUGAAUAAUCUAUCAAAAAAUUAUACUUCUCUCAUUUUUUAUUUAACAUUAAAUAGCAUCAUAACAUUUUUUAUAAUAAUAAAACUUAUUCAGUUUUCAACUAAUCAAAUUAAGUAAAAAGACCAACCAAGUAUAAUUUUAUUUAACAAAUCAAUUAACAACAACAAUAAUAACAAAGAUCUAUUCAUAUCUGUGAUAUUACAAGUGUAUAGAUAUACAUUUUUUUUGCUUUCAACGAUGAGUUCUUUAUUCAACAUAUAAGAUUCAACCGUUUUAUCAAGUAUUAACAUCUUUCUAACAUGGACUAUCAGUAAGUUAAAUAUUUUUCUCAUUUGCUUCAAAUAAAUUUAUUUUUUUUAUUAAAGCAUUUUUUAUUUGCUUUCACAGCUACGAUGCCAGAUUUAUCUAGAGAGAUUACUUAAAUAUUAGAUUUAAAUGGAUGUAUUAUAUGGAAGUAUUAAUUGA